ACUUUCACUUAACAGGAAACAGCUUCGUGCGCAGCAGUAAGUCCAGCCAGGGAAGAAGACUGUCAACAUGUCAGCCGCCGACACUGAGGAGCUCAUGGAUACAAGUGAAUACGUGAAAGUUCCAGGACCUGCUGAUGUGGAUAUGAUGACCGAAACACAGAGCCAAGAUGAAGUUCAACAAGUUAUCUUCAUCAAGUGGGAGGAGGCUAUUCAACCACAAAGAUAUAAAGUGGAACUGACCAAAGCUCUUCAGAGUUGGGCCAACAAGUAUGACAUUGUGGUGGACUUCGACGUUGUAAAGGCCUCUGACGAUGAAGCUUCGAUUAAGAUAAAACCUGCUUCAGUUUUGACAAAGCUGCUGGAAGCUGAGGGACAAACACUGACCACCAGAAACAAGAAAAUAGUCACUCUAGUGUCAGUGAGUCCUCCAGAGACAAAAGUGCCACAAAAUGCUCCAAUGAAACUCCCUUCACCAUCUGUGCCAGACCUGCAAAAUGAGCCAGGGCAACAGCAGGAACAAAGUGAGUUUAGCAGCUCAGUUGCAGAUUCUGCAGCUGAAGAGAAGACAUUCACUUGUUAUGUCCCAAUUGGCCAUUACUGGUAUGUGAACCACAUCUACAAGGAGAAAAUCGAUCGUAUAGAGAAAGAGAAUGGAGUCCAAAUUGCCGCACAAAUGACGGUAAAACUUGCACCAUGCCAGAAAUAUGGAAACAUACACAAAGCUUACGAUGAGUUCCAAAACCUCAUCCAGACAACCGCCACUGAAUCCGAAGGCUUUAACUUCCCUCUCAAGAACAUUUCUCCAGAGGCAUGGGAGGACAUGCUGAAAGUCCUCCAGAAAAAAGAGAACAAGGCUUUCCUUACGCUGUACUCUAAUGAAAUAAUGGUAUGUGGGCCAGGCGAAAGUCAAGAUGCCAUCAGCAAGUCUCUCAGUACUACAAUACAGAAAACCUUAACUUACUCCAAACCCUCUGUUGAAGAGCCACAGACGAUUGGCAUGAGCAUCAACGACCCUCUCGUCUACACUGGAGUAAACAUUGAAGAGAGCGUCUGGGGGCUGAUGACUACCUCCUUCAAUGACCAAGUAGCUAAGCUGAAAGCUAAAUUUGAUGUGGACUUUAAAGAAUCAGGCCUCGGUCAAGGACAAGUGAAUAUCAAAGCUCGUUCAAGAAGAUCCAAACAAAACAAAUCAAUGGAGAGCCAUGCUGUCAGGGCUCUCCUUCGUCUGUACCAGAGAAUCAGCACAUCAGCCCAGGGGUUAACCAAACGCUAUGGUGUCAGUGGGUUCAAGAGCUCUCCCAAGACUAAUGAUUAUCAGCCAGAGGGGGCAUCCGGUGGAGCUGUGUCGAAUGGGCCGCCAGGAUACAGCAGGGGCGACACUGAAGAACCCAGAGGAGGGGCAGCGGCUGCAGGAGACGACAAAGACGUAAACUGCCCCAUAUGCAUAGAUAAGUUCAACAAUAAGGUCCAGCUGAAGUGUAAACAUGAGUUUUGUAAGGAAUGCCUGGAAGAAGCAAAGAAGAACACGGGGCCAGUCUGUCCUGUGUGUAAAGAUGUCUUCGGUGUGGUAGAGGGAAACCAGCCAGAUGGAAAAAUGACCUGGAAGAGUAAGGUGUCAUCCCUCAAAGGAUUCCCACACUGUGGCACUAUAGUCAUCACCUAUGAUAUUCCAAGUGGGAAACAGACGAAAAGACAUCCCAAUCCUGGGCAAACUUACACUGGUGUUAACAGAGAAGCAUAUCUGCCAGACAACAGCGAGGGCAGAGAAGUGCUGCACCUGUUGAAGAAAGCAUUUGACCAGAAGCUCAUUUUCACUGUUGGGACUUCCAGAACGACCGGGUUGGAGAACCAGGUGACCUGGAAUGACAUUCACCACAAAACCUCCCUGUCAGGAGGACCACAGGGGUUUGGUUAUCCUGAUCCUGCUUACCUGAUCAGAGUGAAAGAGGAGCUGAAGGCUAAAGGCAUCAAGUGAACUCUGAAGCAGUCACAGGUCUUAAUUUAACAUGCAGGAAGUCCUUCAGAAAUCCAGAUGAUUGAUCUUUGAUUUAUUUGAUUUUGUAAAACCAGCAAUAAGUGUUAUUAUAUUAUAUGCUGUUAAUUGUAGUUUUUCAAAUAAUCAUUUAGCGUUCCUUUGAGAUUGAGCUUUAGAUUGAAUUGUUCAGCAACAUGAUAUCUGCAUGUUUUAAAUAUGAUUUUCUUUGAAGGAUAAAGAGUGUAAGAAUGAAACUUCAAUGUAUUCAUUUAAUUUUAUAUGCACAGUGCAUAUCAUCUGAUUUAUUGUUCACCUAAGAGCUGAUUAAAGUA
Molecule: messenger RNA, 2307 nt
Organism: Paralichthys olivaceus (Japanese flounder)
Lineage: Eukaryota; Metazoa; Chordata; Actinopteri; Pleuronectiformes; Paralichthyidae
Gene: dtx3lb.2
Product: deltex E3 ubiquitin ligase 3L b, tandem duplicate 2
Biological process (GO): protein ubiquitination; Notch signaling pathway
Cellular component (GO): nucleoplasm
Molecular function (GO): metal ion binding; ubiquitin protein ligase activity
Source: RefSeq, a predicted model, not a curated record